Molecule: messenger RNA, 2750 nt
Organism: Musa acuminata AAA Group (dessert banana)
Lineage: Eukaryota; Viridiplantae; Streptophyta; Magnoliopsida; Zingiberales; Musaceae
Exons: 8
Coding region: 745-1371 (208 amino acids)
Molecular function (GO): ubiquitin protein ligase activity
Source: RefSeq, a predicted model, not a curated record
UCGCAUGCCACCAUUUUUGUAAUUUUAGUCAGUUGGAUGAAGAAUUUUCAUGGGAAUCCAUGGUAACUGAUCUGAUAAUAUCUCAUAAUUUUGAAACGCAUUUUGAAUGGCUAGUUGUUAUUAAAUAUGGAGUGAAUUUGGAUUCUGAAUGGUUGUCAGGUUUAGUUUAAUAAAGAAGAACAUUUUAUCUUCCAUAACAUAAAUUUGUAUACAAGAAUAUUUGGAAGGUUGACUAAUUGAAUAAUGGAAUCUGCCAUCAAGAUUUGUGAUGUUUUCUACGAGCAAGUAAUGCAAGUUUAUUUAUGAUAGUUGAAUGCUUUCUUAUGCACAUAACAUUUCAACUGUACUCUGGAUUCUUUUCUUGGCCUUGCUUAAGUAAUAUACCAUAUAUUUGAUCAUAGUCUUAUUAAACCUAAAACUCUUGGUUUCUAUCAUUUAUCUCCAUCGAUCAAGUUAAGACUUAAAUCUCAACUAAACUCUCAUCAAUUAAAAUAACAUCAUUACUAGAUUACAUACAGUAUGAAAGUUUAUAUGGCUAUUAUGUUGAUCCAUGAAAGAUAAGGACUCAAAAGUAGAUCUUUCAUGUAACUCUUAUAGUUUUUGUUUCCUCUUUUGAAUCACAACAUUUUUGUUUCCUAAUCAUUGCUCCCAAAACCAGCUGAGCAACAUUUUUAUAUUAGAUAAAAAAACAUCUCACGAUGGCUCAGUCAUGUAGCAGUAGUGUAUUAAAACCUAUUUAUUAUCAUGUCACACUAUAAUGUACAUUUUCUUCUUCUUUUUUUACCUUUCUUUUGUGACGUUUUGGAGCUUUUUCACAAUGCCAACUUUAUUUGUUGGCUAGGGACACAUAAUAAUCUCGUAAAAUGCUCAUCUUCAGUAUCUUCAAGACUUUUGCUUGACACUGGCCAUUGUAUUCUGCGUGUGUGGCAUCAUGGAUCUGCCCUUCAACCAUGCAAGUGUCCCAUUUGCCGUCGUUUCAUAACUUUGUUAAUACCUACUGAUGCUGCUGUACAAGAGCGCCAGGACCCAGAAGCUAGUCGAGUUCUUGAAAACAUUGAGAAAUACAACCGAAAUUUUGGUGGAGGCUCAUCCAGCCUUGUACAGAGGUUGAGGGACCUUCCAUUCUUCAUCCGAAGACUGUUAAGAGAAAUGAUGGAUCCACAAAGGUCACUGCCCUUCGUCCUCAGAGUACGAGUGAUUCUUGCUAUGGCUCUAACUGCAAUAUAUGUGCUGAGUCCCGUGGACAUUAUCCCAGAAGGAGUAUUUGGAUUUGUUGGUUUUCUGGAUGAUCUCAUCAUUUUGCUGAUUGUUUUCCUCCAUCUUGCUACUGUCUACCGUUCAGUACUUCUUUACCGCCACGGAGGUUCUUGAAUGCUCUGGUCAAUAUAUGCAUCUGAUGGAAUUCUCUAGCAAGUUUUAUCUAGAAAGUGUCAAAAGAUGUACUUCAUUUCAGCAAAAUGGAUAACACCAGUGGAUGGUGAAGGAAAGAUCAGUAAGUCCACAAGUUUCAUCAUUAAUUGCACAAGAAAUACACUGAACAGUAUCUGGAGGCUAUCUGAGUGCUGGAGCACACUGUCAGGUGUCAAGAGAUCUUAGAAAAGUGCACAAGAUCUGCACACAGUUUUAUCAUCAAAUCUAGAGGAGUACAACACUUACUGGGCACAGAGAGUAAGUGCCCCUGCCUGCCAUUCUAAUAUGAAGACUCACCAUAGUAGACAUUCUAAGCCACAGUCGCCUUCAGCAUCCAUGGCCAUCUUUGCGCAAGGAUCGCAAAACUUGGAUAUGGUUGGGCUAGCAUUUACAAGUCCGUCCAUCGACUAGUUCAAACCAGAUGGUCCAGUCUGAGUCUAUGGGAUCACUGUGCUCGACACUGCUGUCAUGUAUCCACUCUGCCUUCCCUUGGAUGUAUACUGUGGCAUGCAACAAACGUGUGCAGCCGGCGUUCAGUCAAAGACUCGGUUGUGCCUGCCGGGAUAAACAAACCCAACUCACUGAAACCUUCCCUUCGUCCGCCACCUGCAACCCAUCAUAAGCUGUUCCAAGCUGUCCGCCCUUUUUUUUUUCCUGCCCUUCUUUUUGGGGGCUUCGAGUGCGGAUUACACCGAAUGAACGGUGAGGACUGGUGAGCCGUCGACUCGCCCGUCCGUUGCACACCAAUCGGCCUGCCAUUCUAACCUACCUACUGCACCGGUGGAGGAGGAGGAGACCCGCCAUGCAGGGGCCAUAUCAGCCACCGAUAACAUGGCGGGUUCGUCGGUGGGUGAGUACGUAAAGAAUUGAUUCCUUUUAUACCCCUGUAUGUCCGUACGAAUGAAGUCGACAACCUACCCGAGAACUCGGACAUGGGAAGCCUUACAUGCACUUCUGCCGUUGGUAGAUCUACCUCCGUUAUGUGUGCCAUAAUAUGCAACACUGGCGCCGGCGGUGGGUCUCCGUGUUAUGUUACCGGCUACUUCAGGUUAACGGCGCAAGCUUGUGAUCCCGUUGUCGGCCCUUAAAUAUCAGCCCUUGGCAAUUGCUCGCUUUUUCCCCUCUUCUUUCCCCCUCAAGCCCUGUGGCCGCCUCCGAUCUCCAUCUCUUCCGAGCGAUCUGUCGAGAGAGACAGAGAGUCGCCCCUUCCUCCUUUCGAGGUCUGUCCCUCUCUACUUCUCGGAGAAAUUUGUCUGUUCUUUUUCUGCUUUUUUUUUUGUUUGGAUUUUACUCCUCUGGAUUUUGUGAUCUUGUACUAGGAAGGACUGGAUCUUGUACUA